CAAUAUAAAAUGAUACGUUAAUUAUUGCUAGAAAUAUAAAGAAUAAUUUAAUGAGACAUUUUUCAUUACAGACUCUAACAAUGUCUCUAAAGGUCACUCUACUUGUGGUGUCACUGAUUUCUCAGUGCUGUUCUGCACCAUAUAGGAGAAACUGGACUCCUCAGGCAAUCCUCUACCUAAAAGGAGCACAGGGACAGCGCUCGACCCUGGAGCGCAGCAGCAGGGAAGAGGAGGGAGCUUACCGCUUAGUAAACUUUAAUGAGAUCAGCGAUGGAACGGAUUUGUUUCCAGCUUCAGUCGUCCAAUCAAAGUUCUUGCAAAGACCUGCAGAAGCAGGCGAAGGCAGACCUGAAUAUCACCAAGACUGGAAUUUAAAAUAUAUGUGAUUUUCUUUUUUCAUGAUCCAGUUGUUGUAUUUUCUGGAUCUUUUAACCUUGAAAUGUUGGUGAGAAUAGUUCAUCUGCAUAAAAUUGACUCAGAAAUAAACUUUAUUGUUUGGCAACUGCAUUUCUAAACUGUACAUUGAUUAUUAUUGACUGCAUUCUCUUAAUAUUAUAUGUGUUUAUUGGCAGUUCUGAAUAAACCUGGGAAAUUAAUUU
This is a messenger RNA of Cyprinodon tularosa, 599 nucleotides long. RefSeq names its product spexin-like. The record is from RefSeq and is a predicted model, not a curated record. Lineage: Eukaryota; Metazoa; Chordata; Actinopteri; Cyprinodontiformes; Cyprinodontidae. Gene Ontology annotation, molecular function: neuropeptide hormone activity. The coding region runs from base 51 to 386 and encodes 111 amino acids. The transcript is spliced from 5 exons. Gene Ontology annotation, cellular component: cytoplasm. Gene Ontology annotation, biological process: positive regulation of gastro-intestinal system smooth muscle contraction.